AACGAAGGAGAGAAAGAGAGAGGCUUUUCUUCUUCUUCUUCUUCUCCUCUUCCCCUUCUCCGAUCUUUUCUAUUUAAUGCAUCUGCGUAUUCUAAUUCGAACGAUUUAACGGUUGGUAAAAAAAUGAUGGGUAUUGGUCAAAGAAGCUCUUUUCGAAUUGGGAGGGUUACUGGGUAAUGUUUGGUACAGUGGCUCAGUUUUAAAAUUUUUGAUAAAAAAAUGUGGAGCUUUGCGUCGAAUGUUAUUGGGAGUAUGGGGCUUAAAAAGUCUCCUAACGAUCCAGCUCAGGCCUCCUCACAAUGCUCGGAUGACGAGGUUUCGAAUGUUAGCAGGGAUGAAGAAGGGUUAGAAUGCCCUAUUUGUUGGGAAUCUUUCAACAUUGUUGAGAAUGUUCCUUAUGUGUUAUGGUGUGGUCAUACUCUUUGCCAGAAUUGUGUGUUUGGGCUUCAGUCUGCUGUCUUGAGACUUUCGAGUCAAGAUAUCAGGAUUCCAUUCUUCGUUUCGUGCCCGUGGUGUCAGUUGCUGUCAUUCAGGAUCGUCUACACGGGCAAUCUUAAGUUCCCUCGGAAAAAUUUCUUCCUUCUCUGGAUGGUUGAGAGUCUGAAUGGUGACAGGACAAGUCAAGGUUCCUUGCUCAGCGAUAACCACCAAUCUGUUUUGACUCCGAGGUGUAGUAGCAUGUCACUGGGAAACCAAAGCAGCAACAACAGUUUGAUUGCGACGCCUUUAUUGCGUAACCAGUCUACAGAACGUUUGCCACAUCAUGACCAUAGUAGCCAGCCAAGCAGACAACACUUCUCUUUUCACAAAUCUCUUGAUUUCUUCAUCUCUUUCACUUCCAAGUUUCCAUUUGUGAUAAUCUUCCUUCUAAUCGUAUUCUUUGCUAUACCUGGUAGCCUCAUCAUUCUUGCCCUUUACUUCCUCCUUACAAUACUUUUCGCUGUUCCAGCUGGUCUGGUACUAUAUUUUGCUUACCCUAUUCUAGAAAGGUUGGUAAAUGAAAUAACAUCAUCAUGAGUUUUUGAGUUUAUGAUGGAACCCCUUUUUUAGCAUUUGGAGUCUUUUGAUGGUCAGAACUCAGAAGAAGGUUUCUUGAUUUGUGGUAGUUUUGCACCUUUUUAAAAUAAUAUAUUUAUUGUAAGCUUGAGCAUUGUAUUUUGUGAUUUUGAACUCUUGGUUCUAAUAUUGUUGUGAAACUGUCUAAAGUUUUGGUUUGCAGAUUUGUUGCUCAUAAUGGAUCACAUGAGUGUUAUCUCA
This is a messenger RNA of Camelina sativa (false flax), 1257 nucleotides long. The record is from RefSeq and is a predicted model, not a curated record. Lineage: Eukaryota; Viridiplantae; Streptophyta; Magnoliopsida; Brassicales; Brassicaceae.